Penicillium verhagenii is the source of this 1788-nucleotide messenger RNA. Its product is annotated as putative YT521-B-like splicing factor. The record is from RefSeq and is a predicted model, not a curated record. Bases 1 to 1788 code for a protein of 595 amino acids. Gene Ontology annotation, cellular component: nucleoplasm. The transcript is spliced from 4 exons. Lineage: Eukaryota; Fungi; Ascomycota; Eurotiomycetes; Eurotiales; Aspergillaceae. Gene Ontology annotation, biological process: mRNA splicing, via spliceosome; regulation of alternative mRNA splicing, via spliceosome. Gene Ontology annotation, molecular function: N6-methyladenosine-containing RNA reader activity; mRNA binding.
AUGGGCGAUGUUCCUACAGACAAGGUCAGCUCAUCUGGGGGGGCAGAAGGGACCACCCUGGCCCCAGAGCCGAAUGCCUCGAAAUCACUAUCAUCAUCUGAUAUCGAUAAUGCCGGUCAACCCACGAGACCAGCACAGACAAGCCCAUAUCCCAGUACGGGUUAUAUGGGACCUGGAAUAUAUGAAAACUCAUCGGCCAUGAUGAUGAAUCAUAUGGCCUAUUCACUACCAACCCACCAGUCGCAACCGUCCCCGUUUGAACCCCAUCUCGCGAAUCAAUAUCCGCCCGCACCCGCCCAGGGCAUGAUCUAUCCAAUGCAGUCCAUGAACCCUUACCACGCACAGAACUCAGGAGGAGUACCAUAUGGCAUGCAUUUCAACCCGGCGUACCCACCCUACGGCCUGCCUCAACACCCUGGAACAGCUCCGCAUGGGGGCGGUCACUACUCGCCAUACGCCGCAAACCCAUCCAUGCAGAACCUGGGCACCGGACAGGCCCCCAUCUAUGGGAAUGGUUAUUAUGCUCACCAUUAUCCAGCACCAUAUGGACAUGGAACACCCUCCCUAACCGGUCCAGUACAAUCACGAUCACACACUCGUCAGGGUCCUCGAGGACCACUGUCUGUUCACGCCCCAAAAGAAGACAGACGACUUUCUGAAUUGAAUUAUGAUGUUUCAAAGACCAUCGUGGACGGGUCAAAUCCCUCGAAACUAGCACAUGUGCCAUUACUCGCCGACCCGGUAUCCCUUGACCAAUCCAUGUCAACCCCCAGCACACCACGGGGCCCACCACGCAAGCCUAAACAAUCCGGUAAUGCGCUUUGGGUGGGGAAUCUUCCGCCCGGGGCCAAUGUCAUGGACCUCAAGGAUCACUUCUCCCAGGAUGCGACCAGCGACAUUGAAAGUGUUUUUCUGAUCUCCAAGAGCAACUGUGCUUUUGUGAAUUAUAAGUCAGCAUUGGCUUGUGCUGCCGCCCUGGGAAGAUUUCAUGACUCCCGGUUUCAAGGGGUUCGUCUGGUCUGUCGACUCCGGAAAGGCUUUACGGUUCCCGGGUCGGGAUCUACGGGCCCGCCCCCUCGGCGGUCCGAGGAGAAUCCCGAUCCUACAGAUGAGGAAGUCUUGGGAGCCAGCGAGUUCAGGACCGUCCCACCUCUGGACGAUGGGACCCGUUCAUCGGAUCGUUAUUUUGUUGUUAAGAGUUUGACAGUGGAGGAUCUUGAAUUGAGCAAACAGAGUGGGAUCUGGGCAACCCAAAGCCAUAAUGAAACCAAUCUGAAUCAAGCCUUCAAGACCACAGAGCAUGUAUACUUGAUUUUCUCAGCCAACAAGUCUGGUGAGUACUUUGGAUAUGCCCGCAUGCUCUCACCGAUCAACGACGACGAGGACUUGGCUUUGGAGAUGCCAGCUCGUCCGGAACCUCUCCCUAGCAAUGUGGAGGAAUUGGAGGUGACGCCCACUUUGGCUACUGCCACGGCUCCGAAAGGUCGGAUCAUUGAUGACUCGGCCCGGGGCACGAUUUUCUGGGAAGUGGAAUCACUGGAGGAUGAAUAUGAUGAAGUGCGAAGUGAGAAGAGUGAGCUCCCAAUGGAGGAGCCCGAAGCAGAUGGACAGACCUUUGGCAAACCCUUCCGUAUCCAAUGGCUCUCGACUGGACGGGUACCCUUUCAUCGGACUCGCGGACUACGCAAUCCGUGGAAUGCCAACCGAGAAGUGAAGAUUGCACGCGACGGGACCGAAAUCGAACCGACCGUCGGCCGAAAAUUGAUUCAACUCUUCCACCCAACCUGA